AUUAAUGAAGAAAUGUUCAGUGAUCACACAGCAAAGCAACGCAAACAGAUUCAAUUCAAUAAUUUUAAUUUCGUCAUGGGGAAUUGUAUAGCAGAUGAAAGUGUCAUUCAUGUUAAUAAUUCUACAUUUGAUCCAAACACAAUCAAUCAUACAAUUGAUGUUUAUUAUUAUCCGUUAAGUCCCCCGUCGAGAGCAGCCUUAAUGCUAAUUAAAGCACUUGGAAUUAAACAUAAUGUGAAAAUUGUAAAUAUAAUGGCUGGAGAACAAAUGAAUCCUGAAUUUUUAAAGAUGAAUCCCAUGCAUACUGUUCCUACAAUAAAUGACGGAGGUUUUAUUUUGUGGGAUAGUCAUGUUAUAAUGAAAUAUCUGGUUGAGCAAUAUGCAAAAGAUGAUAGUCUUUAUCCGAAAGACCCCAAAAAGGGAGCCAUUGUGAAUCAACGUUUGCAUUUCAAUGCCACCACUUUGUUUCCUAAAUUGCUGGAUUACUGCGUGCCCGUCAUCUUUAAUAAUGAAGAACCAGACCCCAAUAAAGCCACAAAAUUUGAAGAACUGUUGAGUUUAUUGGAUGGUUUUUUAGAUAAUAAUCAGACUUGGGUCGCUGGAGAUAAUUUAACAAUUGCUGAUUUUGCAAUAAUUACAGUUAUUGCAACAGCAGAGGCUGUGGGCUUCAAAAUUUCGAAAUAUCCAAAUGUUUUCGCUUGGUACCAAAGAGCCAAAAAUGCAAUGUCGGCCUAUGGAUACGAAGAAAUUAACCAAGCAGGUGCCAAUGGGUUCGGGAGCAUAUUUAAAAGUAAAUUAAAAUAA
Messenger RNA from Tribolium madens (black flour beetle), 804 nucleotides. Its product is annotated as glutathione S-transferase 1-1-like. The record is from RefSeq and is a predicted model, not a curated record. The transcript is spliced from 6 exons. Gene Ontology annotation, biological process: glutathione metabolic process. Gene Ontology annotation, molecular function: glutathione transferase activity. Lineage: Eukaryota; Metazoa; Arthropoda; Insecta; Coleoptera; Tenebrionidae. Bases 13 to 804 code for a protein of 263 amino acids.